AUGAAUAAUGAGUCGAAUAAAAAAAGGAAAGAUGCUAACAGACCAUCGUUGGGUGUUCCAGUUCAACAACAUGGAAUAGUUUUAAAUGAGCAAAGUCGUGCAUCACUAAACGCGUCACCAUCAUUGAGUGUCAGAGAAAAAAAUAAUAAAACAGUGCCUUCUCAUCAUGAAACACAACAUCGAUCAAAUUCACCGAAAAAGUCAUCCCACGACCAAGGUCUGCAAGAAACCGAAAUGAGAUAUGAUACCGAAGAUGAAAAAAGUUCAGAUGGAGAAGAAUAUUAUGAAGAUGAGACUCAUCGCGGUAGUAUGACGAGCAUGAUAACCCAAUUUCCUACGAUUACCACUGAGACCUUAUUAAACAAGGGAAGAUGGCCAGUACAAAAGACGACUGGCACCCUACGUCAGCCGAAAUUCGAGACGUCACGAUCUGAAAUACACAAUGGAAAUGGAACAGACAAUCGAAAAAGACAAAAACAACCUUCACCUUUCAGCCAUAGCAAGGCUAAACAUGAAGGGUCCUCAUCAGAAGAAACAGAAGGAUUAGAAAUUGUCACUGACAAACAUUCGCCAACGAUGCCUGCUCAAAUAACAAAAAAUAAAUCAUCAAGUCGAACGCAUGAAGCUAGUGAUUAUUCAUAUAAUAAUGGACCAAUCAAUCAUAGUGAUGUUCAGCUGGAUACGGGACAUAAAUCUAGAAGCACUUUUAGAACAAUCGGCACUUUUCUGAAUCCUCAUUCAUCCUCAUUACCUCAACACUAUUCGCUUACCGAAAGUUUCAAGUCAGAUUCAAAGUUCCGUCCACCUCCACCACCACCACCACCUAAAGAAACCAUCCCAUUUUCUCGGCAUCUAGUAACCCAAAAUGAGCCAGCAAAACAAUCAGAAAUAUUUAUAACAGUAUUUUUAUGGCCACUUUCGGCUUUGUUUAUUAUUUUUAUUUUAACUAUGAUUUUAACACUCGCUUUCAAAGAAGAAUUUCCUAUUCGUUUAACAAUGCAGAUCGUUUUUUGUUACCUAUUUCGACGAAGAUGGAACGCAAUAACUCGAGCACAAGAUCAAGAAAGUUAUAUGGAAUUAGCGACACAGAAUCAUGAUGAAAUGAUUUAUUAUCCGGAUAUAAAUAAUUCUAGUGGAUUGUUUUUAAAAAUUGGAGCAGGACUCCUUUGUCUUGGCAGUCUGCUAUUAACUACUGUUGAAGUAGCAAAAGACAUUGCAUUACUACAUUCUGGAGAUUAUGUUAAUGCAAAUCACCAUUCUCCUGGCAGGAGCACGUCAAAAGAUGUUCGUCCGUUUCAUAUCUUAAUAUCCAGUAUGAUUACUUAUAUAUUCAGACUUUUAUUCCAUUCUACACAAUUUAUGUUUUUUUUUCGUUACGGAAAUCUAGUGAUUGACAAUAAACGCAGUUUUGCUAGAAUUGGUUUGAUUCAUAUGAUUAUAGCAAAUUUUUGUACGUGGUUUGAAGCAAUCGUUAAAGAAGCAAUUGAUGAAACGGCACGUUACACUAGUCAUUUAGACCCUACUUCGUUGAUUUGUGAAACAAUGACAACAACGUCAGUAACGGCAAUUUUCUUGACAACUGAAUCUUUAAACAAUAUUGUAACAUCAACGCAAGAAUCGGCUGCAACCCUUAUACAGAAUUUAGAAUCAGACGUUGGUGUUUAUUUGUAUCCGUGUCUGAUUGAGUAUAGUUUAAUAUCACUAACGGUAUUUUACAUUAUGUUUCAAAAUAUCGGCCGUAGAAAUAAAAAGGCAAUGUUGAGAUUUGGUGAUAGACAUGUCUAUAUGGUGAAUUGUUCAAAAGCAAGUCGUGGUCUCGUAUUUGGCGGUAUAGCAAUACUCCUAUCGAUUCUUAGUUUGAUACCAUUCUAUUUGUUAAAUGAUGCUCAACUUUAUAUUUCACAAAUAACUGAAUUAACUUUAUUAUGUUUAUCGUUAAUCACUGUUAUAAUUUCGUUUCGUUGGACAAUGAAACUAAAAUUUGAUUCAAAUGCUCAUGUUGAUGUAUUUGAUGAAGUACUAAUAUUAAUAACGACAUUUGGCGCAUUUACUUAUGCGUUUUUUAGUAUAUUUGCCGCUAUUUUUCUUAAAAUUGAGUGUGAAAAACAUAGUGAAAGUUUAAGACAAAUUGACUUGACUGUUAGUUUUGUAUCCGUAGCUCAAAUUCUCUUACAAUCAGCGUUUUUAAAAGAUGCAUUACGACGACGAUCAGAAUCAAGAGAACAUUUGAAAAAGAAACCGGGUCGUGAAAUGAUAACAGCAUUAUUAAUGUUGAACUUCUCUAUGUGGUUACAUGAUUCAUUAUCGGCAAAAAAAGCAGAAUUAAAUCCAUUACAAGUUGAAUAUUUUACGCCAAAUACAUGGUCGUUAAUACAAGCGUUUACAUCACCACUAACAAUUUUUUAUCGUUUUCAUUCAAGUGUUUGUCUUGCUGAUAUAUGGGCAAUUUCUUACAAAGAUGAUUCAAUCAAACCGACAACCCAUUCAUUUCUAGAUUAUAUGCAUUGA
Didymodactylos carnosus is the source of this 2508-nucleotide messenger RNA. The record is from the annotation of a GenBank genome assembly. NCBI's taxonomy places the organism in Eukaryota, Metazoa, Rotifera, Eurotatoria, Philodinida, Philodinidae.